AUGAACAGAACACAAAUGCCGAGCUCUCACGCUUCCUUCCAGCGAUUCUUUCUUGAAGCAGUACGAAAUGGCGACACAGAUGAACUUCAAAAAAUAUUAGAGGCCCGGGAUGAAAAGAUCAAUGUGAAUUCAUAUGACACUGAGGGGCAAACGGCCCUCCACCAAAGCUGUAUGGACGGCAAUCUCAAGCUGGUGAAACUAUUGGUGAAAUUUGGGGCUGAUACGAAACUAGCGAACAGGGACGGGUGGAAUGCUCUGCACAUAGCUGCAUUUGGGGGUCACCAAGAUAUCAUACUGUAUCUUAUACGGGCCGCCGGGACACGGACUCCUCGGUGA
This is a messenger RNA of Pecten maximus, 336 nucleotides long. Its product is annotated as notch-regulated ankyrin repeat-containing protein-like. The record is from RefSeq and is a predicted model, not a curated record. Bases 1 to 336 code for a protein of 111 amino acids. Lineage: Eukaryota; Metazoa; Mollusca; Bivalvia; Pectinida; Pectinidae. Gene Ontology annotation, cellular component: cytoplasm. The transcript has a single exon. Gene Ontology annotation, molecular function: phosphatase regulator activity; enzyme inhibitor activity; protein binding.